Molecule: messenger RNA, 1323 nt
Organism: Cucurbita pepo subsp. pepo (vegetable marrow)
Lineage: Eukaryota; Viridiplantae; Streptophyta; Magnoliopsida; Cucurbitales; Cucurbitaceae
Source: RefSeq, a predicted model, not a curated record
UCCGAUAGUAGCUCAACUCAACUCCUUCCGAGUCAUGGAUUCAUGAGUUAGCAGCUUUACUUACCCCUCCCCCUCUCCAUCGCUCCUCUUUCUUCCUUUCCUUUCCUUUCCUUUCCUUUCCUUUCACCUGUAGUUGAAAUGGGGGAGAACAUGUACGGCAUGCGCUCCACUCCCCAAUUCUCGCCCAAGUCCUUCCUUCCACCCCACACUCCUAUCCUUCCCCUCGAUUACCAGACCUUCCUUCCCUCCACCAACUACUUUCCCCGCGAUCGGAUUCCUGUGUUCGGAUCCGAUGAACUGCUUUCCGAACCUGAACCACCUUCCAUCACUCCAGAUUUCCCGCUCGCUCAAGAUGUUCCCAGCGUCAUCAAGGCCCAAAUUCUCUCUCAUCCUACCUAUCCUCGUUUGCUUCACGCUUAUAUUGACUGCCACAAGGUUGGAGCUCCGCCGGAGAUAGCUUGUUUGUUGGAGGAAAUCCGGCGAGAAAAUGACAGUCAUAAACAAAACGCCAUGUCCACGUGCUUCGGAGGCGAUCCCGAGCUCGAUGAGUUCAUGGAAACAUACUGUGACAUGCUGGUGAAGUAUAAAUCAGAUCUGUCAAGGCCCUUUCAUGAAGCUUCCUCCUUCUUGAGUAACAUCGAACUGCAACUUAGCAACCUCUGUGCUGGUGCCUCCACCAGAAGCUCCUCCAACGAGGAUGCCAUGUCAUCAGAUGAUGAGCUUAACUGGGGAGAGAGGGAAGUACAAGAUGCUCAAAUGAGGUUAGAAGACAAAGGUCUUAAAGAUAUGCUCUUGAGUAGAUUUGGCAGCCACAUUGGAACCUUGAAGCUGGAAUUUUCAAAGAAGAAGAAGAAAGGAAAACUACCUAAAGAAGGAAGGAAAGUACUGCUCGAGUGGUGGAAUGUGCACUAUAAAUGGCCAUAUCCUACGGAAGCUGAUAAGAUGGCGCUGGCAGAGACAACAGGAUUAGAUCCGAAGCAAAUUAACAAUUGGUUCAUAAAUCAACGAAAGCGGCACUGGAAACCUUCUGAAAGUAUGCAAUUUGCAAGUAUGGAUGAUGUGGGUGAACAAUUAUACGCUAGGCUCGACUCUUGAGACUGAGGUUAUACAUCAUCCCAAUGGGUAUACAUUACAUGCUUUAAAAUCACUUACUUUUGCUAAGCCCCAAUAGUUUAGCGUAUAUAUAUAUGUCCAAGAACAAACAAUUGUGUUGAGUACAUGGCUGGGAAACUAUCAAAAUGGCUUCCAUACUUUUGCAUCUCUUUUGUAUAUUUCUGAAAUUGUUAACAUUGAUUAUGGAAAUGUUAAUUGAAGUUUGGAUGA